Molecule: messenger RNA, 5165 nt
Organism: Vigna umbellata (rice bean)
Lineage: Eukaryota; Viridiplantae; Streptophyta; Magnoliopsida; Fabales; Fabaceae
Source: RefSeq, a predicted model, not a curated record
UCGGCACAUUUUGCUAAACUUGAAAAGUGCAGAAAAUUUUGGAAUCUGUAUUCUUCGAAAAAAACACGAGAUUGUGUAUUUUAGAGAGCUAAAAAGCGCGUUUGAAGAGAACGAAGAAGAAGCGUCAGCAUGCUGUGCUUCUGCUUCUAUCUUUCGGACUGAGAUUAGCGAAUUCACGAGGUGCAAUCACUUGGUAUAGGAGGCCUAUGUUAGAUGGAAGACACCUCUCUCUGCUGUGAACAAUUGCCGGAUGGGGAAUGCAUUGAGGUUCAGAAAGACGAAGAUGGCGCGCUGAUUGAAUUGGAUUGUCAGAAUGGUUUUCCUGAGGGGAGAAAGGAAUUUGUUGCACCUGCUGUUGGAAUGGAGUUUGAGUCAUACGAUGAUGCUUACAAUUAUUAUAUUUGCUAUGCCAAGGAGGUGGGGUUUCGUGUACGGGUGAAGAAUUCGUGGUUCAAGCGGAAUAGCAGAGAGAAGUAUGGUGCAGUGCUUUGCUGUAGCAGCCAGGGUUUCAAGAGAAUAAAGGAUGUGAAUCAUUUGAGGAAGGAGACGAGAACUGGUUGUCCUGCAAUGAUAAGGAUGAGAUUGGUGGAGUCACAGAGAUGGCGGGUGCUUGAAGUUAUGCUUGAACAUAACCACAUGUUGGGUGCUAAGAUACAGAGGUUGGUUAAGAAGAUAGGAACUGGGUUGAAGAGGAAGUCGUUGCCUAGCUCUGAUGCCGAGGGGCAGACGAUUAAGUUAUAUCGUGCACUUGUGAUUGACGCGGGAGGUGAUGGAAUUUCAAACUCCAUUGCUAGAGAAGACAGAAGUUUCUGUGAGUUUUCUAAUAAGAUGAACCUUAGAAAAGGUGACUCACAGGCCAUUUAUAAUUUCCUCUGCCGAAUGCAAUUGACUAAUCCAAAUUUCUUUUACUUGAUGGAUUUCAAUGACGAAGGGCACUUGAGGAAUGCAUUUUGGGUUGAUGCUAGGUCCAGGGCUGCGUGUGGUUAUUUUGCCGAUGUUAUUUAUUUUGACAACAGUUACUUGUCAAACAAAUAUGAAAUCCAGUUGGUGACUUUUGUUGGAAUAAAUCACCAUGGUCAUUCGGUGUUAUUAGGAUGUGGUCUCCUUGCAAGUGAAACAACAGAGUCUUAUAUAUGGUUGUUUAGGACAUGGGUUAAAUGUAUGGCGGGAUGUUCUCCCCAAACUAUUAUUACUGACAGGUGCAAGGCUUUGCAGAGAGCAAUUGUAGAAGUUUUUCCUAGAUGUCGUCAUUGUUUUGGCUUGUCAUUAAUUAUGAAAAAGAUACCAGAAAAAUUGGGAGGUUUGCACAACUAUGAUGCACUCAGGAAAGCACUGAUUAAAGCAGUUUAUGAAACAUUGAAAGUGAUUGAGUUUGAAGCAGCAUGGGGAUUUAUGAUUCAACAUUUUGGAGUUAGUGAUCAUGAGUGGCUUCGUUCUCUGUAUGAAGAUCGAGUUCAUUGGGCUCCAGUAUUUUUGAAGGACACUUUUUUUGCUGGAAUGUCUGCAGCUCGCCCUGGUGAGAACAUUACUCCUUUUUUUGAUAGAUACGUGCACAAACAGACUCCGCUGAAGGAGUUUCUUGAUAAGUAUGAAUUAGCUCUUCACAAGAAGUACAAAGAAGAGUCUUUUGCAGAUAUUCAAUCAAGGAGCUCAAGCCCCUUGCUGAAAACUAGAUGUUCCUUUGAAUUGCAGCUCUCCAGAUUGUACACUAGAGAAAUGUUCAUGAAAUUCCAGUUAGAAGUGGAAGAAGUAUAUUCUUGUUUUGGUACAACACAGUUACAUGUGGAUGGUCCCAUCAUAAUUUUCUUGGUCAAGGAGCGUGUUUUGAUUGAGGGAAACCGACGGGAGAUACGGGAUUUUGAAGUUUUGUACAGUAGGACCGUAGGUGAAGUUCGUUGCAUCUGUAGUUGCUUUAAUUUUUAUGGAUAUCUUUGUCGGCAUGCACUGUGUGUGCUCAAUUUUAAUGGGGUUGAAGAGAUACCUCACAGAUACAUUCUUUCGCGAUGGAAGAAAGAUUACAAGCGUCUUUAUGUUCCUGAUCACAGCUCUGGUACCGCUGAUGAUACUGACCGCAUUCAAUGGUCUAAUCGGUUAUUUAGAAGUGCCUUGCAAGUUGUUGAGGAGGGUAUACUUUCUCUAGAUCAUUACAAUGUAGCGUUACAAUCUUUAGAAGAAUCAUUGAGUAAGGUUCAUGAUGUAGAGCAGAGACAAGAGUGGCUUCCUCCAAGACUGAACUCUCCCGUAAGCUCACUCCCUCAGCUCACCCUUUCUCCGGAGACCCAAGGUCUCUUACUCUCUCCGCAGGCUCACCGCCGCGUCUGUCUAAUUGGCCGCCGCGACCCAGCCUCUGUUCCAGUCCACACCACUGCUUCCUCCUCCGUGGCGUCGCGCACCGCCAGAGCCCGUGUCGGCCCAAGCUCCAAUCAGCUCCUUCUCUUCUCCACCUCUUCGCGUGCGAGAGAGGGACUCUCACCCCUCCGUGCCAUGCCGACACCACCCCCAGGGCAUGCGAAUGGGGCAUCAAUGGUGAUUUUGAGGGAUGAUAGGUGUAGUGGAGGGUUAUGUUUGUUGAGGCUGUUACGGGUGAGCACAGUGUGGAGAAUCCAAACGGAUGAUAGCGACUGGCGGGGGAAAGGAACGAAGGUUGGGAACGGAUCCGGUGGUAUUUGGGGUUUGCCGACGACGCAAGAGGUGGUGGCACGGGUGGCUGGGUCGACGGUGAAAAGAGAAGGAGAGAGACCAGAAGCAACUUGCGGCGGUCUGCUUGGAGGAGGCGGCGACCAGAACUGCUCCGACGGGCGUGAACGACAUCGCCGGCAGUGGUCCUGGUGGUGCUUAGCGUCGCCGGCGGCUGGGACGUGGGUGAUAACAGAAGGAAGAACGCAGUUGGCAGUGAAGAGAAGAGAGCAGAGAAACAGCAUUUCGUUCACUGCCACUCUCUCUUUUCUUCUCUUAUCUUCUCUGUUACUAACUCAUGUAAACUCUCUGGCUAUGACUGACGAUACCAUGUGUUCUCCAAGCGACAAGGACUUGUCGCUGAGUCCUAAUCUUGAUAUCACGAUAGAUGAUGGCUCUCCGAACAGUGAACAACUUCUUGACAUAGUUGAUGAGGGCAACGAGCUUGACAAUGAAUGUGGACAAUUGUUUGAGAUUGAUGGAAAUGGAAGUGAAAAUGGGAGGGAUGAAACCACAGUAGUUGAUAGUCACAGUGGAGAAUCUCAUGGGAAAGACUGCCCCCCACCAGUUGUGGGAAUGGAGUUUGACACCUAUGAUGAUGCCUACAACUAUUACAAUACCUAUGCCAAGGAAAUUGGAUUUGCUACUCGAGUUAAAUCUUCUUGGACGAAACGUAACAGCAAAGAGAAGCGUGGUGCGGUUCUGUGCUGCAACUGUGAGGGUUUCAAAACAACCAAAGAAGCAAAUAGUCACAGGAAAGAAACAAGAACGGGCUGUCUAGCAAUGAUUAGAUUGAGAUUAGUGGAAUCUAACAGGUGGAGAGUCGAUGAAGUCAAGCUUGAGCAUAACCAUUCAUUUGAUCCUGAAAGAGCACAAAACUCUAAAUCACAUAAGAGGAUGGACAGUAGGGCAAAAAGAAAAGUUGAGCCAACUCUAGACGUUGAAGUAAGAACAAUCAAGUUAUAUCGAAUGCCUGUUGCAGAUGCAUCAGGUUAUGGAAGCUCAAAUUCCACUGAAGGUGCAACUAACAACCACAUUAAUUGUUCCAAGCGUUUGAAACUUAAAAAAGGUGAUCCGGAGCUGAUUUCAAAUUACUUCUGCCGCAUUCAAUUGACUAAUCCUAACUUUUUCUAUGUCAUGGAUCUGAAUGAUGAUGGACAACUGAGGAAUGUAUUUUGGAUUGACUCUAGAUCUAGGGCUGCUUAUAGUUAUUUUGGUGAUGUGGUUGCAUUUGACUCAACGUGUUUGUCAAACAAUUAUGAGAUUCCUCUUGUUGCAUUUGUUGGUGUUAAUCACCAUGGCAAAUCUAUUUUGCUAGGAUGUGGUCUGCUUGCAGAUGAGACAUUUGAAACAUAUAUUUGGUUAUUUAGGGCAUGGCUCACAUGUAUGACUGGUCGCCCUCCACAAACUAUGAUCACAAACCAGUGUAAGGCCUUGCAAAGUGCAAUUGCUGAGGUUUUCCCGCGAGCUCACCAUAGAAUUUGUCUAUCGCAAGUCAUGCAGAGCAUUCUUGGGUGUUUUGUGCAGUUUCAGGAGUACGAGGCAUUUCAAAUUGAACUUACUAAAGUCAUAUAUGACUCUAAAACAGUAGACGAGUUUGAAAGGGCUUGGGAUGAUCUAACCCAGCAUUUUGGAAUAAGAAAUCACGAAAAGAUCCUAACCUUGCAUGAGGAACGAGAGCAUUGGGCUCCAGUGUACUCCAAAGACACAUUUUUUGCUGGAAUAUCUGAUUAUGAAAAGGGUGAGUCUGUGGUUCCCUUUUUCAAAGGUCAUGUGCAUCAACAAACUUCUUUGAAAGAAUUUUUUGAGAUUUAUGAAUUAGUUCAGCAGAAAAAACAUAAAACCGAAGUUCUUGAUGAUCUUGAGUCAUGCGAUUUGAGCUCAAUACUGAAGACAAGAUGCUACUACGAGUUGCAAAUCUCUAAAUUGUACACAAAUGCUGUAUUUAGGAAGUUUCAAGAUGAGGUGGUGAUGAUACCCUCUUGUUUCAGCAUCACGCAGACUCAAACUAGUGGCUCUAUGGUGACGUACAUGGUAAAAGAACGAGAAGUGGAAGACCCUGCAACAGAUGCUAGGCAUUUUGAAGUCAUGUAUGAUAAAGCUGGAACAGAAGUGCGCUGCAUUUGUAGUUGCUUUAAUUUCAAGGGCUACCUCUGCAGACAUGCCUUGUAUAUCCUUAAUUACAAUGGUGUGGAGGAAAUUCCAUGUCAAUACAUUUUGUCAAGAUGGAGGAAAGAUUUUAAGCGUUUGUAUGUACCUCAUCUUAGUGCUGAUAAUGUUGAUAUUAGCAACCCAGUUCAGUGUUUUGAUCAUUUGUACAAACGUGCCAUGCGAGUUGUUGAAGAGGGGAUGAUGUCCCAAGAUCAUUAUAUGGUUUCUUGGCAAGCAUUUAAAGAAUCUCUGAAUAAGAUUCGCCUUGUAGCAGACAAGAUUGAAUAAACAAAUCAAAGAAUAAUGCUAAUAAUAUGUUGUGCAUAAUUUAUUAUUCA